Molecule: messenger RNA, 2139 nt
Organism: Plenodomus lingam JN3
Lineage: Eukaryota; Fungi; Ascomycota; Dothideomycetes; Pleosporales; Leptosphaeriaceae
Gene: NOP9
Product: Nucleolar protein 9
Biological process (GO): endonucleolytic cleavage to generate mature 5'-end of SSU-rRNA from (SSU-rRNA, 5.8S rRNA, LSU-rRNA); endonucleolytic cleavage in ITS1 to separate SSU-rRNA from 5.8S rRNA and LSU-rRNA from tricistronic rRNA transcript (SSU-rRNA, 5.8S rRNA, LSU-rRNA); endonucleolytic cleavage in 5'-ETS of tricistronic rRNA transcript (SSU-rRNA, 5.8S rRNA, LSU-rRNA)
Cellular component (GO): nucleolus; 90S preribosome; preribosome, small subunit precursor
Molecular function (GO): RNA binding
Source: RefSeq, a predicted model, not a curated record
AUGCCCAAGGAACACAAGAAGCGCGGCCGCCGCGACGAGCAGAAGAAGCGCAAGCGGGACGCCGACGACGAUGCCACGGCCAAGCGGCACAAGAAAGACGAUGUCGAUGCCCAAUUCCAGCCACUCGAUGCUGCUCACCAGCUGCAUCAUGGCGGCGUCGGCGAGGACGGGGAGCUGACCCGCCCGGGCGAGGUGCAGUUCUAUGGCAUGCUCGACGAGGACGAGCAGGAAUUCUUCAAGAACGUCGACGACCAGCUCGACCGCAACGAGUUUGCCUCGCCCGACGAGCGCGCCCAGUGGCUGAAGAAUGUCUUCAAGGAAGCAGAGGGCAAGGAACUCAAGAUUGCAAACAGCCAGUCCUGCUCGCGCGUGCUGGAACGCUUGAUCCUCCUCUCGACCCCAGGCCAGCUGAAGAACAUCUUUGAGAAAUUCAAUGGCCACUUCCUCAACCUCGUCCAGCAUCGCUUCGCCUCGCACUGCUGCGAAGCGCUCUUCCUACAAGCUGCACCCGUCGUCACCCAAGAACUUGCAAACCCAGAGCGCUUGCAAACCCCGCCAUCGUCGAAUCCCGACCACAUCUUCGUCUCCAUGGAGAACCUCUUCCUCUUCACCCUCGCUGAGCUCCAGGAACAUCUCGGCUUCCUCAUGACGGACCGCUUCGCUUCACACGUGCUGCGUGUGCUGCUCGUCGUCCUUUCGGGCAGCCCACUGGAAAGGCAGUCCAAGUCUGUGCUACAGAGCAAAAGAAAAGAAAAGGUCGACGUCACUGGCGCCGAAAAGGGACGAGAAUGGCUAGCCGAAAAGAGGGCUGUGCCGCAGUCUUUUCUAGAAGCUUUGGAAAAGGUCAUCAACAACUGCGUUUCUGGAAUGGAGCCGCAUUACCUCCGCUCGCUCGCCACACACCCAUUGGGCAACCCGACGCUGCAGCUGCUCCUCAAGUUGGAGUUGUCGCACUUUGGGAAAUCUCGUGCCAAGGAUGAAAAGUCACUCAUUCAUAGACUGUUGCCUGAUGACCCCAUUGCCGAAGGAACCGACAGCGCGGCUUUUAUCAAUGGCCUUGUCUACGAUCCCAUCGGCUCGCGCCUUCUAGAAACCAUUAUCGAAAAUGCCCCUGGCAAGCUCUUCAAGGCCAUCUAUGGUGAAUUCUUCAAGGAGCGAAUGGGGAGCCUUUCUCGUAACGAGAUCGCGGGAUACGUGGCGGGGAAGAUCCUGGAGCGGCUCGGCAAGGAUGACUUGGAAGAAGCAAUGCGCCAAAUCGUGGAUCAGAUCCCCAGUCUGGUGGAGCGGAACCGAACCGCCAUCAUCAAGACACUUAUUGAGAGAUGUGUAGCACGCGGGGUCGACACUGCAUCCAUCAAAGCGCAAUUGGAGACUGCCUACGGCGGAUCCAACGGCUUCGAGGUCAUACGUAUCCUCAAGCUGAGCGAAGAAGACGGGAAGCCGGGCGGGGAGCACAAGCAACAGUCACCAGAAAAGCUGCAUGGGUCGCUUUUGGCACAGACGAUGAUGUCGGUCGAAGGUCCUCUGGGAAAUCUGGUCUUCGACUCCCUGGCCAACCUGUCACCAGAGCUGUCUGUACAACUUGCCCGUGAUCCCCCAGCAUCAAGGACAUUGCAAGCAGCAUUGACUUCGCCAAAUGCCUCGGUGAUCUUUCGUCGCAAAAUGAUCCAGCAGUUUUACGGAAAAGUCGGUGAAUUAGCGCUCGAUCCCUCUGCAUCCCGCGUCAUCGAUGCGAUAUGGAAUGGCACCGCGGGUCUGGCAUUUAUCCGCGAGCGCAUUGCCGAAGAGCUUGCAGAAAACGAAGGAUCACUGCGGGAAUCCUACGUCGGCCGUGCCGUAUGGCGCAACUGGCGAAUGGAUCUGUACAAGCGAAAGCGCAACGACUGGGUCAAGCAGUCUCGCUACACUGCUGGCAACGACGGGUUCCAGAGCUUCCCCGAAAGUGAUGGGGAUGCUUCGAAUUCACAGACCCGAGCAGGAAAGCACAUGACGGCCAUUGAGCUGGCACGACAAAAACACGCGGCGGCGAAAGCAGCUGCCCAAGGCAAAAAGGACAUGAAGAAGGAGAAGACAGAACGCCACGGGACUGGAAGUAAUUCCAGUGCCGUUGGUACCAAAGGCCGCGUAGUGGCGCAAUAA